AUGAGAUUCCAGGUCGCCCACCACCUGGCGGUUGCUGCGGGGUCUGUCGUUGCGCAGCAGACGGGCGCCGACACCCUCAGCCCCGUCAGCUAUGUCAAGGGCAAGGCCUUUGACCGUCUUGCCGUUAUCUGGCUUGAGAAUACCGACUAUGACCUGGCUGUUGGCGAUCCCAACCUGGCAUGGCUGGCUGACAAGGGUAUCACGCUGAGCAACUACUUUGGCGUGACUCACCCGUCCGAGCCAAAUUAUAUUGCCUCUCAUGGAGGUGACUACUUCGGCAUGAACAACGACGCUGUCAGUACCGUCGAUGCCAACGUCUCCUCGAUCGUCGACCUGCUGGAGGACAAGGGCAUUGCCUGGGGCGAGUAUCAAGAGGACAUGCCGUGCACCGGAUUCGAGGGGAAGGAAUGGGUCAACCAGGUCACCGGGGCCAACGCCUACGUGCGGAAACACAACCCUGCCGUCAUCUACGGCGCCAACUCGGAACGCGCCGACCGGCUGGGCGUCAUGAAGAACCUGACGCUGUUCUACGACGACCUGGCGAACGAGACACUGCCGCAGUGGAUGUUCAUAACCCCAAACAUGACAUCUGACGGGCACGAUACGUCGGUCACUGUCGCUGGCAAGUGGACUCGCAGCUUUCUCGAGCCUCUUCUAACCGACACGCGUUUCAUGAACAACACUCUCGUGCUCAUCGCAUUCGAUGAAAACGCCUCGUAUGCGCUCACGAACCGCGUACUCGCCAUCCUACUCGGAGACGCCAUCCCCUCCGAGCUGGUCGGCUCCACGGACAGCAGCUUCUAUAAUCACUACUCGGAAAUCGCCACGGUAUCGGCCAACUGGGAGCUGUACACCCUUGGGCGGUGGGACGCCGGUGCCAACGUGUUCUCCUGGGUCGCCGACAAGACGGGCGACGUCGUGAGGGAAUGGAGCGAUGCUUCCGCGCCACCCCUGGACUCUAUGUUCUACAACCAGAGCUACGACGGGGUCUUCAACGACAGGGGCUCGUUCCCCGUCUACCCCUCCCCCAACAUUGAGGUGCAGAGCCCCAGCGGUCGGACGGUCUUGCCGGCUGUCAAGGAGAAGUGGACGGGCAGCGCCAACCCGGAUUAUUAUUCGAGCGUCCUUGAGGUACCCGACGGGCUGCACCCCCCUGAUGGAUAUGGCGUGUAG
Messenger RNA from Diaporthe citri, 1173 nucleotides. RefSeq lists its product as uncharacterized. Lineage: Eukaryota; Fungi; Ascomycota; Sordariomycetes; Diaporthales; Diaporthaceae. Gene Ontology annotation, molecular function: hydrolase activity, acting on ester bonds. The coding region runs from base 1 to 1173 and encodes 390 amino acids. Gene Ontology annotation, biological process: phospholipid catabolic process. The transcript has 3 exons. The record is from RefSeq and is a predicted model, not a curated record.